AUGGUCCGCAACAUCCUCCCAAACCGCCUGAAAUCAUACACCAGCACCAGCACCAACAACAGUCGAAGCACCAGUCCAAAUCCAGGCACCAUGAAGAAGACACUGUCGGCAGGUAUUGAUCCCAACCCAGAGUUGGCACGGGCCAAUGGGUUGAUGCUAAAAGUGGUGGUGCUAAAGGCCAGAAAUCUUGCUGCGAAGGACAGGAGCGGUACUUCUGAUCCGUAUUGCGUCCUCACUGUCGGCGAUACGAAGAGUGCUACACAGGCAGUUCCAAAGACUCUAAACCCCGAAUGGAACGUCACAGUCCAGUUCCCAGUAUCUGGUGUCAACUGCCUACUAUUCGAACUCGUUUGUUGGGACAAGGACAGAUUCGGGAAGGACUAUCUAGGCGAAUUCGACCUCGCCGUAGAGGAAAUAUUCUCGGGCGAUGCUACGGAAUUAGAACCACGAUGGUACCCCCUCAAAAGCAAGAGACCAGGCGGCAAGAAGAGCAGCAAUGUUUCAGGGGAGGUCCAGCUACAAUUUACCCUCUUCGACUCUUCCAAUGUCGCAUCGCCGUCUGCACAGGUCUUGGAGAAAUUCCGCGCACUCGCUGGGAUUGAUAUAUCUGAUAUUAGUACCAGUGCUCCUUCGACGCCCGGGCUGGUGGGUACUGCUGGUGGGGACGAUGAAGACGAAUAUUUCGAUGAAGACGAAGAGCCUAGCGAUGAGACGGACGAUCCUACAAAACCAGAAUCUGCCGAAAAGAGACGACGGAAGUUAAGACUUCGCGGAUUGAGAAAGAAGAAACAAACUGGUGCAUACGAGUUCGGUGGUGGAAGUGAGGUUGUGGGCAUCGUAUUCCUUGAAAUUGGCAAGAUUACGGAUCUGCCACCUGAACGGAACAUGACGAGAACCUCGUUUGAUAUGGAUCCGUUUGUGGUUGCAUCUCUUGGAAAGAAGACAUACCGAACUCGCGUUAUCAGACACAAUCUCAACCCGGUAUUCAACGAGAAGAUGGUGUUCCAGGUUCUCAAGCACGAACAGACUUACUCUCUCGCGUUUACGGUCAUUGAUAGAGAUAAGCUAUCUGGGAACGAUUUCAUUGCUUCGACAGUCCUCCCUUUAAAAGACAUUACAGAUACAGCCCCCGAUGCAGAUCCGGAAACUGGCCUUUAUGCCUUGAAAGAUCCGCCAGAUGCCGCCGCGUUCCCAGUCGAAAAGAAUCGGUCACGCUUCAAGUUGCCACUAUCCAGGUCCUCCUCAUCACAAAGCUUGAACAAACUAUCUGCUCGGCCAGCUCUGACUUCCAAUAGGUCUAGUUCUAGUAUUAUGCAGAGUACCAAUACCUCUGGGACGACCACACCAACUCAGGGACUAGCUCCUACUUCCAACCCAGUAGCGGGCCUCCAUCCGGGUGAUAAUGUACCAGCACCAAACGCCGUUGAUGACGAUGAGGGCUUCAAUGGGCGCGGAGACCCUGACUUGCAUCCAUUCACGGUGCAAUUGAAGCUCAAGAACUCUGAGAAAUGGGAAGAGAAGCACAGUCCAGCUUUGUUCAUCAAGGCCAAGUAUGUCCCAUACCCCGCUCUUCGCCAACAAUUUUGGAGAUCUAUGCUCAGGCAAUACGAUACCGAUGAGAGUGGGAGGAUUAGCAAGGUCGAGCUCACAACUAUGCUCGACACCCUGGGGUCGACAUUGAAGGAAUCUACGAUUGAUGGGUUUUUCAAGCGCUUUCCACACCACGCGACAAACAGCGGAGACGAGAAUAAUUCCGACUUGACCUUUGACGAAGCUGUGAUAUGUCUAGAGGACCAACUUUUAGAAAAGUCGAAGACCCAAUCUAUGGGUGAUAAGGUCAGAAACUUGAUGCCGGACAGCGCUGCUGUAAAAGCCCGUAUUCCAGUACAACUAGGAGGCACACAAGGCCAAGCUUCAGCAUCUUCAUCUGAAAUAACCUCAACGGAUACUGAGAAUCUACGGCCUACUGAUCAGUCUCUUGGUGUCGAGGCACAAAGCGUCGAGGAUCUCUCCACACCUGGUGAAGAGGGGGAUUACUUGGACCGAGAUGAUCUCAACGACAAGGGUGAAGAGCAUGUUGUUGAAAUCAGAGAAUGCCCGAUCUGCCACCAGCCGCGGUUGAAUAAGCGUUCUGAUGCAGACAUCAUCACGCAUAUUGCCACUUGUGCCAGUCAGGAUUGGAGGCAGGUCAACAACAUUGUGAUGGCUGGAUUUGUUACUUCAAGCCAAGCACAGCGAAAAUGGUAUUCUAAAGUCAUCACCAAGAUAUCUUACGGUGGCUACAAGCUUGGUGCAAAUUCGGCAAACAUUCUUGUACAAGACCGUACUACUGGUCAAAUAAAUGAAGAACGCAUGAGCGUCUACGUGAGGUUGGGAAUUCGGCUACUAUACAAGGGACUCAAAUCUAGAGAUAUGGAGAAGAAGAGAAUUCGCAAGCUCCUCCGUGGCUUGAGUUUUAAGCAGGGUGUCAAAUAUGACGAUCCUGCUUCGAAGGCGGAAAUUGAAAAAUUCAUCAAUUUCCAUCAAUUGGAUAUGAGCGAGGUGCUUCUAUCGACCGAACAGUUCAAGAAUUUCAACGAGUUCUUCUAUAGGGCUCUCAAGCCAGGCGCGAGACCUUGCUCUGCGCCUGAUAAUCCGAGAAUCAUCGUUUCGCCUGCUGAUUGCCGAUCAGUGGUAUUCAACAGGAUGGACGAAGCUACUAAGAUCUGGGUCAAGGGUCGUGAAUUCUCCAUCGAGAGAUUACUGGGCAAUGCCUACCCUGAGGACGCGAAGCGGUACACCAAUGGUGCUCUUGGCAUCUUCCGUCUCGCUCCGCAGGACUACCAUCGUUUCCACAUUCCCGUUGACGGCGUGAUGGGUACACCUAAGCUUAUUGAAGGCGAGUACUACACCGUGAAUCCAAUGGCUAUUCGAUCUGCACUCGACGUCUACGGAGAAAACAUCAGAGUCGUGGUGCCGAUUGACUCGGUGGCUCACGGCAGGGUUAUGGUCAUCUGCGUAGGUGCCAUGAUGGUAGGCAGCACCGUCAUCACUCGCAAAGCUGGAGAGAACGUCAAGCGUGCUGAGGAACUAGGAUACUUCAAGUUUGGAGGGAGUACGAUUCUGACCUUGUUCGAGGAAGGAACGAUGAAGUUUGAUGAUGAUUUGGCGGCUAAUUCGGCGACUGCAUUGGAAACCUUGAUCCGCGUAGGCAUGUCCAUCGGCCACCACCCUUCUCAAGGCCAGCAUACGCCCGACAUGCGCAAGAAAGACGAAGAUAUCUCCGAUUCAGAGCGCGCGGAAGCUAAACGGAGGAUCGAAGGUUCGAUCCAAACUGAUGGUGAGAGUGGCACUACUGGCAAGGUGCCGCCGGUUGCUAGCAUGGCCGGAUAG
Messenger RNA from Lachnellula hyalina, 3372 nucleotides. It is a transcript of the gene psd3, whose product is annotated as Phosphatidylserine decarboxylase proenzyme. Gene Ontology annotation, molecular function: calcium ion binding; phosphatidylserine decarboxylase activity. The transcript is spliced from 5 exons. NCBI's taxonomy places the organism in Eukaryota, Fungi, Ascomycota, Leotiomycetes, Helotiales, Lachnaceae. Gene Ontology annotation, biological process: phospholipid biosynthetic process. The coding region runs from base 1 to 3372 and encodes 1123 amino acids. The record is from RefSeq and is a predicted model, not a curated record.